Haplochromis burtoni (Burton's mouthbrooder) is the source of this 3604-nucleotide messenger RNA. RefSeq names its product vacuolar protein sorting-associated protein 8 homolog. Gene Ontology annotation, biological process: endosomal vesicle fusion; protein targeting to vacuole. Gene Ontology annotation, molecular function: protein binding. Gene Ontology annotation, cellular component: early endosome; late endosome; HOPS complex. The record is from RefSeq and is a predicted model, not a curated record. Lineage: Eukaryota; Metazoa; Chordata; Actinopteri; Cichliformes; Cichlidae.
UGACCUCCUCUUUAACCAGCUGUAUUCGCGGCUGGUAGAGAAUAUGGUUGCUAAGGCUGUGUUCUUGGAGUCGCUGGAGUCGUACGUUGUCGCUGAUCGUGUUGGACACCUCACUGCAGCCAUUAUGAGGGACCUCCUUGACCACUACCAUAGUAAUGGUAUGAUGGACAGUCUGGAGAGAUGCAUCGUCCACCUAGAUGUUACCAGCUUGGACAUCCAGCAGGUGGUCCAAGUAUGUUGGGAGAACCAGCUCUAUGAUGCAAUGAUCUACGUUUUCAACAGUGGGAUGAAUGACUACAUCACUCCAAUGGAGAAACUGUUUGCAGUGAUUGGUCCAACACUUAAGGAGGGAAGGAGCCUAACAGAUGAGAACGUGGUAAUGGGAAACAAACUACUCGUGUACAUAAGCUGUUGUCUUGCAGGGAGGGCGUAUCCACUUGGAGAUAUCCCAGAAGACCUUGUGGUUCAAGUCAAGAACCAGGUUUUUGACUUCCUAAUCCGUCUCCACUCAGCCGACUCGUCCGAGGAAGAGGACGUUUUCCCAUUUAUUCGUACACUCCUCCACUUUGACACCAGGGAAUUUCUCAAUGUUCUCGCCAUGACAUUUGAGGACUUUAAAAAUGACAAGCAGGCCCUUGAGUACCAGCAGAGGAUAGUGGACAUCUUACUUCAGGUAAUGGUGGACAACGCAGACUUCACUCCCUCCCAAGUGGGCGGACUCUUCACCUUUUUAGCUCGUCAGUUGGCCAAACCAGACAACACCCUGUUUGUGAACAGGAAGCUCUUUGAUCAGGUGCUGGAGUUCCUUUGUUGUCCGGACGAUGAUUCCCGACACACUGAAAGGCAGCAGGUUCUGCUGGAGCUCCUGCAGGUCGGGGGCGUGGUCCAGUUUAAUGAAGAAAGACUCCUGAUGCUGGCAGAGAAAGCCAAGUUCUACCAAAUCUGUGAAUUUCUUUAUGAGAAGAAUCAUCAGUAUGACAUGAUCAUUGACUGCUACCUGAAAGACCCCCUCAGAAAGUGGGAAAUCUUUAACUACAUCCACAACCUGCUGUCCAUGCCUGGAUACAGCCACGAGGAAAAACAACGAGUCAAGAGCAAAGUGCUGAAGCACAUAAGGGACGUGGUGACCCUUGACCCCAGCAAAUCAGCUGACUUAGUGCUGUUUCAUUUCACCUCCGAGGUGCAGCACAUCGUCUCUGAGCUUCAGGAUGAUCAGCUGCUUUUCAAUUUCCUCAACUGCCUCUUGGAGCCACGGGAAGGCCCUCAUUCAGGGUCCAUCUUACCUCAAGAAGGUGACCUCCAUGAGCUUCUGCUGGAUUUAAUGUGCCGCUUUGCUCCAGACCAGCUUCUGAGCUUUCUCCACACCUCCCAGCACUACAGACUGGAAGAUGCAAUACAAAUAACUCAGAAGCACCACUGCAACGAAGCUACAGCCUACCUGCUGGACAUGAAAGGAGAUGUUCAUGGAGCAUUUGCUGUCUCAUUAGAGACCCUGAAGGAAACACUGUGUGCUCUGACUGCUGAGAGUGACAGUGGAGCGAAGGAUGGGAGAUGGGACGAGGCUGUAAGAACUGAAUCGGUGCUGAUGAAAUUAAAGGAGUCUGUGAAUGACAUCAUUGUCUUCUGUCAUCGAAGUUGUCAGGGCCUGGACCAGAAACAGAGAGAGGUUCUCUGGUUUCCACUGUUGGACACAAUGAUGGCGUCUCAGAAACAAGUAAAGGGGCUCAAUGCUAAACACACCUCUGAUGUGCUGAAGGAGCUCACGAUGAAGGUUCUCAACGCUAUGAGCAGCUUUAUUUCUUUACCUGCCAUCAUUCAACAGAUCCUGCAGGAUCCAGUGUAUGGCAAAGGCAAGCUGGCGGAGAUUCAAGGCCUCAUUCUGGGUAUGCUGGACACGUUUAACUAUGAACAGACUUUACUUGAAACAACCACCAAUCUGUUGAACUACGACCUCCACUGGUCCCUGGCUCACCUGCGUGCUGCUGUCACAAGAGGACUCCACCCACGACAAGACUGCUGUAACAUCUGCCUCCAGCAGUACAAGAGGAGGCAGGACGCAUCUGAGGAGAUCAUUGUUUUCAGCUGUGGUCACCUGUACCACCUGCAGUGCCUGCAGCAAAAAGAUUGUGUGUGGGGCUGUGCUUCAGAGCUGCAGCGGCAGUGGAGGUGCUACAAGUGUUCGGCCAUCCACGGAGGAAGAGUCGGGCCUUCCACUGAACCAAAGAGAGGCCGUAGCACAUCUCUGGCACAGACACAUGUGACAUCAGCACGCCAAGACACAGGGGCGUCGGCUCUCAGGAAGAAGGUGUUCGCUGAGGCAACACUGGACCUUCAGCAGGAGCAGUCCUGGGAUGAAAUCCGCUGCUUAUACCGAGGACCAUCCAGGUUGUCCAUGCUUUCAGAAGUCUCCCACUGCCACGAGAAAACAGGAUCUCUGUUCUCCGUCCAGCUGGGAACAGAAAGUUUCCAACUGAAACUCUCUCCUCCGCCUCUCUUCGAAGAAUAACAUCAUGACUGCUUGAGGACAACAUUUUCCUUUUGCUCUUUUCAACACCAAAGUCCUUUGGGAGUAGCUGAUGUCAGAUCUCGCUUUAGUCCCAGUUAUUCCAUCUUUCUUUGUUUUUUACUGUGUACAACUUUACCCAAAAUGUUGGUUGAAGAAAUGCUGCAGAAGUCUUCAGCUGGAUAAGCUCUGCGCCUCAUCUGGCUCAUUUUGAAAUAGAAGUUGAUGUUUGGUGUGAGUUAAAGUUCGAUGCAGCAGUUCAACUCUGAGGUGGGACUUCCAGGGAGUGAUCUUUAAAAAACAUGAAAACAUUGGAUCACAUCUUGUAAAUCAUUGUGAUAAUUCUCAGUGUAGCUUUGCUGAACACCUCAAAACUGUUCAUAUUUACACUAAUAUAUUAUUAAUGACCUGUGAAGAUUUUCAACAUUUUCAAAAAAUAUUAGAAAAAAACGAUGUGCUGUGUAAAUUAAAUGAAGCACUGGUAUCUUUAGCAUAACAAUGAGUGUCCCUGUGUGUAGCCUGAGCUUUUCUGUGUAGAGGCAGCGUGUGAUUGUCAGUCAAACAGGAAACCUUGGCCUUCUCUGUUUAAAUGAUAAAGAGACUAGAGGGAAAACAAGGAGUGAAAUUAAAGCUCAAAUAUGACUAAAAACCACUUCAAAUGUUGUUUCUGUUGGAGUUAUCCUCCUGCUCCUCAUGCUCGGUUUACAGCACAUUAUGGCUUCAUUAAUAAUUCAAGGAGAGCAACAAAGGCCCGAAUGAUUCCCAGCAAAUGAUGGUUUUCUGUCUCCUCUGUCACAUAUGUGUACAUAUUCAAAUCAUUUGGCUUUCUGUUGCACAUUAUGUGGUAACUGUAAUGAUUGUGGCUGGAUGUUGUGAUGUGUUACUUGUAACAGACAAAGCAGAAGCAGAGGGAGGUUCGGCCCACGCAGUGCUGUUCUGGGUUAUUCAUCUUUACAUUUAAAAAGCUCCCAUCUGAAAACAUCGAAUCAAAUUUGUCAUCAGUGACAUCACUGAUACUAAAUCCUUAUUGAAUGUUUCUCCUGCCUGAGAGCUGUAAGAACGGGGACUUAAACUCUGCUUAAUAAACCAGCACGUACUGUA